CCGCGAGGAAAUCAGAAUCAGGAAAAAACCGGAAAGCAGCAUCAUCAGCUACAGUUCCCCACUCAUCCCUUGGAAUAAAAGCUGAUCAUAAGAAUACAAGAUCCACCUCGAUUCUCUCUCCGCCCUCCUCCUCCUCCUCCUCCUCCUCAGCCGCCGCUGCCACCACAGCCACCGUCUCUCUCUCUUCCUCAUCCAAUCUUGAGAGAGAUAGAGAUAAGUGUGGGGGAGACGGGGAUUCUUGGAAAAAGUUAGGCAGAUUUUCUGGAUCAGGAACACGAUUUGUGAAGUGGGUGUCUCAAAUUUCGUGGAAAAAGGAAGGGAGAGAAACGACCCAAGAAUGAGGGAAGACGACUCGAAUUGGUUCUCCAAAUGGGAAGAAGAGCUGCCACCACCUGAAGAGCUCAUGCCCCUCUCUCAAACCCUAAUCACUCCCGAUCUCGCUCUCGCCUUUGACAUCAGAACGCCUCCUCCCCACAACCUCCCCUCCACCACCAGCCCUCAGUGCCACCCACCCACCACCCCGCCAAACCCCUCCAGCCACCUCGCUCCGCCGGGCUCCGCCACCAAGCCCUGCUCCGCCGAGUUCGCCGACUCCAGCGAGCUUGGCCCCGGCUCGGGUGGGGACGAGCCGGCCCGCACCCUCAAGCGGCCGCGCCUUGUCUGGACACCGCAGCUCCACAAGCGGUUCGUCGAUGCGGUGGCCCACCUGGGGAUCAAGAACGCCGUGCCCAAGACCAUCAUGCAGUUGAUGAGUGUGGAUGGGUUGACCCGGGAGAAUGUGGCCAGCCACUUGCAAAAGUACCGCCUUUACCUGAAGCGCAUGCAGGGAUUAUCCGUGGGCGGCGGCGGGGGUGGGGGCGGCGGCCUGUCCGCCUCGUCGGAUCCUGCCACCGAUCAUCUGUUUGCGAGCUCGCCUGUGCCGCCACAUUUCUUGCAUCAGGUCCGACCCAGCUCGGACCAUUUCUUGCCGUUUGUGCCGGUCGCUGCGCUGCAACACCACCAGAUGGCAGCCGCGGCUGGCCACCCGCAGCUGCAACCGCAGUAUCACAGGCAGGUGGGGCAUUUCGGGGCGCCGCAGAAUGGGCAAUUCGAGCAUCCUUUCUUGUCGAGGCAACCGCCACCGAUUCAUAGGAUGGGAGCACCGAUGCACAAUCCAGUUCAGCCUUAUGUGGAGGACUUGGAAUCUGAUAAUGCAAACGGUGGCAGGAAAGUUCUCACUCUCUUCCCAACUGGGGAUGAUUGAACUUGGGGAGUAGUUGCAGUUUUUUCUUUGAUUUUGCUGUUUUCUUACUCUUGAUGAUCCUAUCUCUGUGUCUUGUGCAAUGUGGUGUCUGUAAUUUGUGGGUAACAACUGUUUAGAGUAUGGUGUAGGCGUUAGUUGCUCUAUGUUGUCCUAGUUGCUUUUAGUAAGUGAUGGUGAAAGCUUUGAGUGGAGCAAUUGGAUAUGGACUUCCACUAGAGCUUAAAUUGGCUUCGCCGAGAGCUCUCUGUCGCGUAAUUGACUGCACACCUACAUUGGAUGAGUGUGACCGGUGGGUAUUGUCGACUCGUGUCGUCCUUCAUGUGGGCUCCUACAUGUUUUGAGUAAACUGUUGGUACCAGUCUGUAUGUUCAAUAGAUCCUUUUUCUCUUCGAGACGUUGAUCAUCAUGUGAUGGUCGCUCUUGGCAAACAUCGACCACCAAUCCUGAAGUGUUGUGGAAGGUGGAAUUCGUCGGUCUAUCAUAGUUUUCAUUAGACUGCAGCUUGGAGAUGAGAUGAGUUCUUGUGCAAAUCAGAGCUUUUCCUCGGAGGAGGUAUUCUCGCUGGGGGGCAAACCGCCAGAUCUUGAAGCUUGCUGGUGACAACAAUAAUGCUGGCUAUCUCUGAUUUCUUGAAAUUCGAGGACAUUGAGCGGAAUCUUUUAUGCUUAAGUUUCCUCUACUUAGUCAUUGUUUAGAGUUGGAACUCUACUUUCUGUACAUUAACUCCAGGGAAGACUUUAAAAGCCCCACUUUGAGGGGAACUGUAACUGUUCAGAGAAGGGAUAUUAUUUAUAUGGAUGCAGAGUGUUGUAUGCCCAAUCAACUAUGGGACUAAAUGAUUUAGUCUGAA
Rhodamnia argentea is the source of this 2093-nucleotide messenger RNA. RefSeq names its product transcription factor MYBC1-like. Gene Ontology annotation, biological process: regulation of DNA-templated transcription. The coding region runs from base 338 to 1243 and encodes 301 amino acids. The transcript has 2 exons. The record is from RefSeq and is a predicted model, not a curated record. Gene Ontology annotation, molecular function: DNA-binding transcription factor activity; DNA binding. Lineage: Eukaryota; Viridiplantae; Streptophyta; Magnoliopsida; Myrtales; Myrtaceae. Gene Ontology annotation, cellular component: nucleus.